CAGAGCUGAGGCUACACGAAAAACAAAAACCCAAACCCUAGCCGCUUACGGCUCUCUCUCUCUCUCAUCACUGUCGCACGGUCGGCAACUCUUUCUUCUUCAUCCGAAAGAUGUGCCCUCUCCAUGGCGAAACAUACAGAUCCUCUUGAUGCUCUUCCCACAGGGUUGAAGCUGUUUAUCAAAAAUCUUCAUUCUCUCACACCAGAAAAGCUUGAUGACACCAACUUUCCCUCUUGGAUUGCUACAACUUCUGCUAAUCUCUCUGCCCACAGAUUAAUGGGAUAUGUCGACGGCUCAAUACCAGCCCUGCCGGCCACCAUCACAGUUCCUGCCGACAAAGACACAGCCGCUGAUGUUAUUCCGAACCCAGAAUUCGAGGUUUGGUCUGUUAUUAACGCUCAAUUGUGUGCCUGCCUGCUUGCGAUUGUCACUCCCUCUAUACAACACAAUCUUCAUGGCUUGGACACCGCUGCUGGUACAUGGAAUCAUCUCCAACUUCGGUAUAACUCUCUCUCUCGAACACAUAUUUUCCAGUUAAAAGAGCAACUCCAUAAUGUUAAAAAAAGUGAUGACUCCAUGCAAAAGUAUCUUGAUUCCGUUGUCAAAAUUGUGGCUGCCUUGGAUCGCUCAAAAGCGGGUGUUCCUGAGCAAGAUGUUGUUCUCGCUGUUCUUCGUGGGUUACCCUCAGACUAUGCCUCCAUUAAGCAGAACAUCCGUACCAAUAUUGCCACAGUGACUUUUGCUCAGGUCUCGUCAUGGCUAUUGGCUGAAGAACUCAACCUCCAGAUGGAACACAAACUUCAGGUCCGUGACUCUUCUUCGUCGGUUGAACCCCACGCAGCCCUCUUUGCUCAGUCCGGUUAUGCUGGACGUGGCCGUGGUCGAAAUAUGCAGCGAGGCCGAGAAAAUGAGCCUCUCAUCCGGAGUGUCCCUCCAUUUUAUGACUCUUUUAUGACUUAUGAGAGGGAGACUUGGCUUAAAGUCUUAUACAAAAGACCUCCAAGUCCGAACACACACUUGAAGGUCCACAAGAGAAAAAAAAUGGAAAUUUCAAGCGAGAAAAUGGUGUCUGAAACAAAGAGCUGGAGUAUAUGCAAACUCCCUUUCUGGAAUUCGACCAAUCUCUCUUCUUCCUCUUCAUCUACUUCUUCUUACAGACUUCAACACGACAAUGGAUUUGCAGGCUACCAUCAGCCCAGUAACCUUCACAGCGCCUCCUCCGCUAAGCCCACUUCUAUCAACAUCAAGUCUCUCCUCCCCACUCGUCGCCGGCUCAGCCUUGAUCCCUCCAACAAGCUCUAUUUCCCCUAUGAACCUGGGAAACAAGUCAAGAGUGCGAUCAGAAUCAAGAAUGUUAGCAGGACUCAUGUUGCCUUUAAGUUCCAAACAACUGCACCGAAAAGUUGUUACAUGCGUCCACCGGGUUGUAUACUUGCCCCGGGAGAAAGUAUCAUUGCCACAGUUUUCAAAUUUGUGGAGCCUCCCGAGAAUGAUGAGAAACCAGUUGGUAUGAAGAGUGGAGUCAAGUUCAAGAUAAUGAGCCUAAAAGUUAAGGGGGAUAUGGAAUAUGUUCCGGAGCUGUUUGAUGACCUAAAGGAUGAAGUGUCAGUGGAACAGAUACUAAGAGUAGUCUUUCUUGAUGCAGAGAACCCUUGCCCUGCAUUGGAGAAACUUAAUCGUCAACUGGCUGAGGCCGAGGCUGAGCUUGAAGCACGCAAAAAGCCCUCCUCGGAAGACAACCGUCCCAAUUUUUUGGGUGAAGGUCUGAUAAUAGAUGAAUGGAAAGAACGUAGGGAAAGAUAUCUAGCACGACAGCAGGCUGAGGAGCUGAGCUCUGCCUAAACAAAUGCAGCUGGACUUCGCUACUCUAGCAUCGAGUUUGCGAGGAGCAUAUGUGGGACCCGAAGAGGAUUGGAGGCGUCUAACAUUGGUUUGUUUGUCUCUACUUGUGUAUUUGAGUUGAGAGCCUCUUGGAAACACUUUCUCUACUUCCAAGUAGGGGUAAGGUCUGCAUACUACACUCACUCUCCUCAGACCCUACCUUGUCUGGGAUUCUACUGGGUUCGUUGUUAUUGUUGUUGUAUUAUCCAUGCGUGUGUAUCGUUGGUUGAUUCGUUGAUACAGACAACAUUGUACUAUGAUUUUGUCCAUUUUGUAUAUGGAUUACAUAUUUUUUAACAAAAAAAGAAGGAUUUU
Cuscuta campestris is the source of this 2196-nucleotide messenger RNA. Lineage: Eukaryota; Viridiplantae; Streptophyta; Magnoliopsida; Solanales; Convolvulaceae. The record is from the annotation of a GenBank genome assembly.